AUGAUAAAGGACCAUAAAGGAAUUCUACCUUCCCUGUUUAAAAUUGGGAUUAUUUUGGGUGUUUCAGACGAAUGUACAAUAAUGAUUCGUGAGGAUAUUGACAAGAUCGCAGCAUCGACGUGUAUCGUUUUUCUUUCUGGUCUAGUAUUGUUCCAGUCAUGUCAUCGUGCGUCAACGAUCUAUUUUUUCGAGCUACAAACUACCACUGUUAUUUUUGUGGAACCAAUUCCGGCUUUGAUGUUGCCAUUUGCUCUUUCAAUCCUUUUAUGGCUUGUCUACAAAGGAACUAAAAGAAGUGCAGUAUUGGAGCGAGAACGAAAAGCUAUUAUGGACAAACAGAAAGAGAUAGAGGCAGCUUCAUCGCCAACUUCUCGAAAAACGUCAAGGCAAGAAGGUAGAAGAAUUUCGCUCACCGAUGAGCAGACCUCUCGACUGAAAAGGUUGUUGUCGGAUAUCCAAGAACAGGACACGAUUCACAGUCAACAUGGAGCCCUACCAGACAGUCGCGAAUCUCCGAUCGGGGACGGGAAGCAGACUCCAGGGGGAAGCGGUCGUCAAAGCCGACAGGAAGAUCCACAGAAGCUGGACAGUGACCAGCAGGAACGAAAACCGGCCGGUGCCUCACCUCAUAUAAGCACAAGCGAAUCCUCAGGCGAGCAUUCACCGUCCAUAACGACAAGAUCGAGGUUCAGAUGCACGAAAAUCGAGGAACCGAAAGUCAUCCUCCCACCUGGUAAUGACAAUGCGUGGCGUUCUCAAAUGGCUCCCGCACAAAUCAGACCGAUCCUUCGGUCACGAAGCUCAACGGAGACCGAUCGAGAACCCCUUAGGAAGAUUAGCGGGCUUUCUUUCCCUGGUGCUUUGGUAGUAGGUGAAGAUUCAGUGGGUGUAAGUCGAAAGUCUUCGGUUAGCAUCGGCAGACGUAGUUACGCAGGCGCUGAUGAACCGGAAGAGGAAGAUAGUGAAAGGGAAAGGAAUGAAAUUUAUAUGCAAAUUGGCCAGACUAACUUCUUCACAUACUCGUUGAGUGCACUCAAUCUGCUGCCGCAGAAUAGGCCAGGAUUUCCAGAACUGAAAGUGAAUAUCUCAGAUAUUAUGUCCGAACUAUUCUCUGUGCAUUUGCCCGUUUGGGGUUGUGUAGCAGCUUUUUACAUUGUGCUGCUGGAAUUGUUUGGUGUACAUUUUGCGUACUACUUUUAUUACCAUGAAGAAACAAUGGUUUACGCAGCGUUGGCAUUUUCUAUCAUCUUUGGUUUAUUCCACGAAUUUUGCGGUGGUUGGUUCACAAACGACAUCCUAGCCUUUUCUUCCAUAUAUAUUGCAUGCUCUAGAAUACAGGCAGUAAGCUAUCAGGCAGGUGUGAUUUUGCUGGUGGGAAUGGCAAUAUUUGAUAUGUUUUGGCUCUACGUAAUAGACUUGCUGAGCACAGUUACUCGAGACUGCCGUGCACCAUUGAUGAUAAUGAUUCCUAGAGAUCAUCGGGGAAACAAACAGAGCCUUGCAGCAUUAGACAUCAUUGUGCCAGGAAUAUUCCUCAAUGUUGUGCAAAAAUAUAGCUCCAUGUACGACCCAGGGCUAUUCACUGCAACAUACGCUGCUGUGUUUGGUGCUUUAACGCUAACGAUGAUUUUUGCCGUAUGGAGACACAAGAUCACGCCUGCUCUUGUACUGCCAGCAAUUGUUGCAAUAGCAGUUUCUCUGGGACUUAGCACUCAUCGGCACGAUCUUUGGCGAUUUAUGAUUAAAUACAAGAGAAUGAUGCCCCCAAAAAGAGUUUAA
Molecule: messenger RNA, 1779 nt
Organism: Necator americanus (New World hookworm)
Lineage: Eukaryota; Metazoa; Nematoda; Chromadorea; Rhabditida; Ancylostomatidae
Exons: 13
Coding region: 1-1779 (592 amino acids)
Biological process (GO): membrane protein proteolysis
Cellular component (GO): membrane; cytoplasmic side of endoplasmic reticulum membrane; lumenal side of endoplasmic reticulum membrane
Molecular function (GO): aspartic endopeptidase activity, intramembrane cleaving
Source: RefSeq, a predicted model, not a curated record